Messenger RNA from Rotaria sp. Silwood2, 621 nucleotides. The record is from the annotation of a GenBank genome assembly. NCBI's taxonomy places the organism in Eukaryota, Metazoa, Rotifera, Eurotatoria, Philodinida, Philodinidae.
AUGGUAUUUGCUUCUACCAUCCGAAAAUGCAACCACGAUCUGGAUUUGUUAUUUAAACGAUCGUGGGCUCUAUUUUGGCAUAAAUAUUCAACCAAUGAUGAUCCUUGCUAUGAUUCUGGCAGCAUCGAUUGGUGUAGUUAUUUAAAAGCUGCUCGUGAUGGAACACCAUAUGACCAUAAACCACAUGCUUUACCUCGUCCUGUUCUUGAUGCAAUCAAACCAGUUUUUGACAAUCUCUGUUCUUGGAAAAGUCUUGCAAGUGUGAUCGACGCGUCAAGUCAGAAUCCAAACGAAGGUUUUCUUUCGUUUGUCUGGCUUAUGUCACCAAAACACAAGGCAACAUCUGGGACAACAUUUCAAAUUGCUUGUCAUCUUGCAAUAAUAAUAUUUAAUGAUGAAUAUUUUGCAUUAGGCAAGACCAAAGGGGAAACAGCUGACUUCAAGACUUCAAAAGAUUUCACGAGACUUCAAGCACAGAGAUUUCAAAUUCUUCAAAGACUUCAGAAGAUUUUAAAAGACUUCAAAGAACUUCAAAAGAUUUUUGAGACUUCAGAAGACUUUAAAAGACUUUCAAGACUUCAUGGGAUUUCACGACCGAAGUCUCUGCUGUUUCCCCCUUGA